AUGAGUGUAAUCGAAAUCAUCGAAAUAAGUAGUGACCAAGAUGAUGAUGACGCUUCUACAUUAGUUGAUGUUUCGCUUGAAAAAACUGAUGAUUCGGUCAGUCAUAUAAAGAUUGUAAAAAUUGAAUCAUUGAAUGCACAAGAAAAUUUGACUGCGGAUAUUAUAGACAGUCAUGAUGAUAACGAUGUCCAGGAAAUAAUUCCUGACAGUAACAGACAAAAUUUGAGCAAUGGGAACAUAAAUCAAUUAAACUUUAAAGAUAUUGAAGAGACAAGAAAUGAUAUUUGUCAUCAAGACUCAUCUAAUGUGAUUGAAAAUUCAAUUAAAAAUGAAUUUUCAUUAUUUAAAUAUGAAGAUUUUACAGAAAUUUCAAAAAGUAGACACCAAACUGAAAUGAUUUCUAAAUCUUCAUUGAACAAAUUAAAAAAAUAUCCUCCAAUGAUUAGACUUGCCAGGAACUCUGUAUCUGAAAACAACAUAAUUUUUUCAAGCAACGCAGCAAAUAAUAUAAUUUCUCCAAGUAACACAGAAAAUAAUAUAAUUUCUUCAAGUAACACAGAAAACAACACAAUUCCUUCAAGUAACGCAGGAAAUAAUAUAAUUUCUUCAAGUAACGCAAAAAAUAAUCAUCAUUGCAAAGAAUGUAACUGCUUUUUUGCUUCAGCAAAAAAGUUUGAAUCUCAUAAACAGGAUCGUCAAAAUGGAAGAAAGCGUUACAAGUGUGAACAAUGUGAUUAUGCAAGUAAUAAUAAAUCGCAUUGAAUACGUCACAAAAGAACGCAUACUAGCAAACGUCCAUAUCAAUGAGUUUAUUGUUUGUUUACCUGUAAGGACAGAAAGACUUUGCAAUUACAUCUGUUAACUCAUAUUGAUAAAAAUUUAUCAUGUGACAUUUGUCAUGAGAAAUUCAAAAAAGCAAAUUUACUAAUAAACCACAUAAUUUAUUAUCAUUCGUUUUCUCCAUCUGUUAGGGCGCGGCAAUGUAAAGUUUGUCGGGAAUUAUUACCAGAUCGAUAUAGUUUAAAGAUUCACAUUGAAACUCAUAAAAAUGGAAGUUUAUUCAAAUGUAAUAUUUGUUGUUAUGCAACAAGAUUUUCACAAAGUAUAUGGGCACACAUAGACAAACACGUAAGCAAUAAAAUUAUUUGUGAUGAUUGCGGUAGGUCGUUUGCAAAUAAAAAUAAUUUUAAAAAACAUUGGUAUUUACGUCAUAAUUUUACCAAUUAAUUAAGAGAAUAUUAUGAAUGUACUCAUUGCUAUAAUAAUAUUACUUUUGUACGAUAUAACCAUUUUAUUCGCCACAUUAUCAAUGUUCGUGGUGUAGAAUAUUUAGUGCAUUAUAUAAUUUAGAUGCCCAAAAACCGAAAAUUAUUAUAGAUAUGAAUGGUCGAUUUCAGUUUAUAAAUAACAUCACUUUUAACUUUUUUACUUUAAAAAGUUGCAAUUUAAAAAAAAACUGAAAAAAAUUUAAUGUUGAUAAUUAAAAGUAAAAAUGACAAUAGGAAAAGUUAACAAUUA
This is a messenger RNA of Microplitis demolitor, 1518 nucleotides long. Its product is annotated as ABC transporter H family member 2. NCBI's taxonomy places the organism in Eukaryota, Metazoa, Arthropoda, Insecta, Hymenoptera, Braconidae. The transcript is spliced from 3 exons. The record is from RefSeq and is a predicted model, not a curated record. Bases 1 to 762 code for a protein of 253 amino acids.